CAUAACUAUCGUGUCGUGCCUUGAUUUUGGAGCGUUCAUCCCAAGUCCUACAAGUGUCGAGAGGAAGUUUGGCGAGACGGCCGAAGAAAAUUAUGAAUCGCUACAGCCGUUGUUCAAUGAGAUGGUUAAAUUUCCCAAUAUAGCAAGUCUACAAAUUAUAGGUGCUCAAUGCAAAGAGCCAUGGAACGAUCAAAUUCCCAAUGAUUCCUUUUGCAAAUUGGAAUUUCUUUGUGCGGAGCACUGUUACAAUCUCCAACGUGUUGCCCCAUCCCAUAUAUGGAAGAGACUGCAGCGCCGUCUAGAGAUCCUACAAGUGAAAUCAUGCCCUUCGGUCAAGAUCAUAUACGAAGGUGAUGAGAUGGCUACAAAGAGAGGUAAAUUAAGGAGGCUGGUUUUGCGGGAUCUCCAAAACUUGAGUCACAUUUGUCAGUCCGAUGGUCUCCCCAACGUCCCGCUCCCAAACUUGAGAUUCAUGGAGGUUCAGAGUUGCCCACACUUGAAAAUGUUGUUCCCAACCUUCAUGCGGAAAUUUCUCGAGCAAAUCCAAGAGCUGGUGGUGGAGUCAUGUGAAGAUAUGGAACUAGUUGCUACCCAUGAAGAAUGUGAAGAAGUGACCAGUACGGCAAUCAGCUUCACCGGUGACGCAGCACUUAGCGCGUAA
This is a messenger RNA of Rhodamnia argentea, 661 nucleotides long. RefSeq lists its product as uncharacterized. The record is from RefSeq and is a predicted model, not a curated record. Bases 122 to 661 code for a protein of 179 amino acids. The transcript has 2 exons. NCBI's taxonomy places the organism in Eukaryota, Viridiplantae, Streptophyta, Magnoliopsida, Myrtales, Myrtaceae.